AUGGGCCCUGUUUGGCUCCUCUUGUUGCUGCUCACACCCCUUCUUUCAGCACAGGUUAGCAUAGUUUCUGAAUUGGGGACUACAGCUGAGUCAGAGGACCCAACGUCAUCCGUUGUGAGCACUACAGGGGAGUCGGGCACCCCCUACAGCCCUGAUCCCUCAGAGUCGGUCACGACCCCCUCGGAAGCCCUAGAGGAGGACUGGACGCCGACAGAGGUCUUUCUCUACAGCGGGGACGACUCCGUCUUGGAGAUAGUGGAGUGCGACCGGGCGUACAGUCUCACGGGUCAGAACGGCCCCCUGCCGGGGUUCUAUGGCCCCCUCCGACCGUCCAUGGACGCCCUGGCCAACACGGCCAACUUCCUCAACAUGAUCCUCCAGGCCAGCGACCUGCGAGAGAGCAGUGUGCGAGAGGACAUGGAUUGGUACCACGCCAUGGUGCGCGCCCUUCUGGAGGCCGACCCCCUCAUCCGGCAGGCCCUCCUCACCUUUGACGCCGACCCAGCCUCCACCGCCCCCCAGCUCGUGCUCCGCGCCUCCCGGAACCCUGCCCCCCCCAGGUACCAGAACAUCCUCCUCCAGGACCUCUCUAGCCAAUGGGAAAGUCUGCACCUCCCGGCCCCCGCACCCGACGACACCUGGUUCAGCAGUUUCAAGUUUCCCGCCUCCUCAAACCAGCCGACCUCAGCCCUAUCUAAAAGAGUCCUCCUCAAUGACCUCAGCACCCUGGACACGCCCAAAUGGGGGCAGGGCGAUAGCUACGUGACCAAUCGCAGCGGGGUGCGCUGGGCCAACGGGCCAUUCCUAGAGUGUGAGGACGGCCGCUUCCUGCCGGGCUGGCUGCUCACCCUAUCCACUUCCUUCUACGGCCUGAAGCCCGACCUCAGCCCUGAGUUCAGGGGUGUAAUCCGUGUGGAUGUAAACGUACAGGGCUUUGAUGUGAACCAGUGUGCCACGGGGGAUGCUUGGUUUGCCAACACACACCAGUGCAACCGCACCACCAUGGAGUGUAAGCCAAUCACAGGCCAGGGAUUCAGACUGGGCCAGUACUGCUGUCGCUGCAAAGAGGGAUACUACAGCCCCCCAAUGGAAGAAGGUGGUGCCCUGAACGGCAGCGGUGGGGAGGGGGGUGGCGUGUGUUACCCGGCCCUGCCCAUCUGUCUCCCCUGUUGGCCGGGCUGCAGGCGCUGCGAGGACGGCUCUCCCUGUUGGGUCGAGGAGGACCGGUUCCUCAGAGCCGGGGUGCUGGCCGUCCAGGGCUUCUUCAUGCUGCUGGUGUUCAUCAGCAUGCUGGUGGCCUACCAGUUCAGAUGCAGCAGGAGGAUUCGGGCAUCGGGUCUCCUGCUUUUGGAGACCAUCCUGUUUGGCUCUCUGCUCCUGUACUUCCCGGUUUUCAUCAUGUACUUCAAGCCCAGCACCUUCCGGUGCAUCCUGCUUCGCUGGGUGCGACUUCUGGGCUUUGCCAUCGUCUAUGGAACGGUAACACUGAAGAUAUAUAGGGUCCUCAAGGUGUUCCUGUCGCGCACAGCCCAGAGAGUGCCCUACAUGUCCAGCAUACACCUGCUGAGGUUGCUGGGAGUCAUGGUUGUGACCGUCAGCUGGUUCCUGUGUGCGUGGACCGCGGGCGUUCUACAGAACCGUGACCGUAACGUUCCGUUACUGAUCAUAACGACCACGUCAGAUGGUCAGGGGUUCAGCCUCUGUGACCUGGACCGCUGGGACUACAUGAUGGCCGUGGCCGAGCUGAUGUUUCUGUGCUGGGGCAGUUUACUGUGCAGUGCUGUGAAGCCAGUGCCCUCAGCCUUCCACGAGCCUCGCUACAUAGGUAUCGCCAUACACAACGAGCUGCUGCUAUCCUCCAUGUUCCACCUGCUACGGUUUGUCAUGCCCUCUCUGCAUCCUGACUGGAUGCUGUUGCUCUUCUUCACCCAUACGCACGUCACCAUCACUGUGACACUUGCCCUGCUCUUCAUACCCAAGUUCCUCCAUGUGUCGAGGGCGGGGAGAGAGGAGAUUGCAGAGGAGGUGUAUGAGGAUGAGGUGGACUUGCGGCGAUCCGGCUCGUACCUCAACAGCAGUUUUACCUCAGCAGUUUGGAGUGACCACAGCAUGGACCCCGAUGACAUUCGGGAUGAGCUGAAGAAAUUGUACGGUCAAUUGGAGGUCCACAAGACCAAGAAGAUGACAGCAAACAACCCCCACCUGCAGAAGAAGCGCAGCUCUCGGCGCGGGCUAGGCCGGUCCAUUAUAAAGCGUAUCACUGAGAUCCCAGAGUCCAUGAGCCGACAGUGCAGCCGCGACGGCAAAGAGGUUAACCUGGGCAGCAGGGAUGUUACGCACUCCGAGUCCUGUAAGAGAGCGCCAGAUACUUUUAGCAUAAAUUACAAAGACGAACCAGUAAAGCAGCCUUCACCGGUGCUGCGUAAAUCUCAAAGUGACUAUGACUAUGUAACCGAUAAAGACCCCUCCUUGCACGACUCCAUGUUAAGGGCGAAUCUAGCUAAGAGAUGCUCACAGCGCUCUGAGACAGACUCGCUGGAUAUCGCACCAUUGGUCUGUAAGUCGGCCAGUGCCCAAAACCUUACAGUCGAUAACAAUCUCCUGCUUCCUGGACCUACAAAGCUACACAAGUCACUGAGUUUAGCGUCCAGUAAAGCCCACAGUCUGGAAGACACCUACCGGGGAGGCAGAAAUACUCCAGGCGAGCAAAGGCAGUCCCAACAGGAUAUCGCUAUCAAGGACCAGACCUCAAGUGCCCUUGUGCAAUCCCAGUCUUAUGACAAAGCCGAAGUGUGUCCCUGGGAGCUGGCGGAGGAACGACCUGCCAAUAAGAACCAGCCACACGUUACCUUUGCUCCCUCCGAGGAAGAACCACAGAGCCCAGAGAGUAUAUCAUCACCAAUACUGAAACAUAUUUGCCCCUGGGACCAUUUACCAGUUCCUAACCCCGCAGAAAGUCCUGCUGGGGAUUCACAAGGGGGAGAGGCAGAUUGCGAGUCCCCGAGACCCCAGACUCCCAUCUCCACUAGUGUACCUGGGUCCCCAAAGGCCGCAAACGACAUGCGGGUCUUCUCCUUCCGCACAUCCACCCAGAAAUGGCUCUCUGUCAAAUCUUUCGUAGGAUCUGUGGAUGCAAGCAUCAAGGAAAAGGCCAAAAAGGAGACAGCAGGAGAUACGGUAAAGAAACAGGACUCAAUAUCACGAAAGAGCCAGGGGAGUGUUGCCGCCAUCGCCGUCAUCGCAGCAUUAAAAUUAAAAACUCCAGGCACAGAAGCGAAAUCGCGAAGUGUUUCAAUCUUGGAGAAGAAAUGUGGUGUUUCAAGCGUGGACAAGAGGACACAGCAAAAAAGAAGUAUGACGACAGGAGAUGUGAAACCUGUCCUCGUGAAACAGGCUGCAAUCAGACUGUCCUCAAGUGAUUCCUCUGAAAGAAGUCCAAGGAGAAUAGUGGUUGUACAGUCCACUGUCUAUCCCUGGGACUCAGAGGACAUGCAAAAGGACAGUGUGUAUGAAAACGUGUUCAUCUCAAGGGAAAACACUGCACAUAGCACAGCUAAGACUCCUUCCACUCACAGAAGAGGUAGCCAAAUUAGGCCUGCUCUGAGUGUUUCCCAAUCCGAGAUUUGCCCAUGGGAUGUUCCUGCUUCCUCCCAGCAGGCCCCACAGAGACAACAGAGCACCACAGCAGACAUCUGCCCGUGGGAGGUGGAGGAACCAGAGGAGGAUCCAAAGGCGCCUGCACGUGUCAGUGUAUGUCCUUGGGAAUCAGAAGGAGUAUUUAAAAGACAGGAGAGUGUCCGGGGAGAUGUGUGCCCUUGGGAAGCUGAUGUUUCUGCCAUCCCAAUUACCUCAGCAUCCAAACAGUCUGAGAAGAAACCAGAGGGUCUGAACAAGAAAGCAAGAGAUGUAUGUCCUUGGGAAACUGAUGAAACCCCACAGAUUUCUCACGGCCUGAAACCCCAAAAGAGUGUACGGGUUGAUGUCUGCCCUUGGGAUGUGGGGGAUUCCUUCCCUGACAAAGUAAAGGUGCCGAUUAUUUAUGAAAAUGUUAAUCCACAGGAGGACAAGGGAUUACGUAAUGCGCCACCAAAAUGUCAGGAGACAAUACAUGCCAAUGUCUGUCCAUGGGAAUCUGAAGAGACACCAAAAUCCCAAGACGAUGUACAAACAAAAAGCACAGAGAAAGCUAAAUCUGCAUCUGAAAAACUAAGUGUCCCAUUAGCAAAAGCAUGUCCAUGGGAAUUCCCUGACCCACAGAAAGAUUUGACAGUGCUUUGUCCUUGGGAAGAGGAGAGUACAAUACCACCCAUAACAAUAAAGAUCACCAAAAGAUCAUUUUCCCAGGAGACAAAAACAGACAUUUGUCCAUGGGACAUUGGAGACCAAGAAAAGACAGAUGGAAAAGACGGCCCUUGUACAAAUGUUUGUCCUUGGGAAACUCAAGGCAGAACUCAAGCUGAUCCAAAAAAGACUGACAGCAUCCGAGUAAAUAUUUGUCCUUGGGAGACUGAGAAACCAGAGAAAACAGAGCAGCAAGACAGCAGUCCGGCUAUUGUCUCCAUAGAAACAGGAAAGACUAAAAGACAAGACAGCCUUCUAGCAGAUGUUUGUCCUUGGGAAACUGGGGCAAAUGAUGAGCCAGACAAAACAAAAAGACGAGAUGGCACUCAAACGGACGUUGGUCCAUGGGAAACUGAGGAGCCAAAAAAGACAGAGGAGAAAGAUGGUGUCAAAGUUGAUGUUUGUCCUUGGGAACCUGGAGAGACUGACAAGACAAAUGGACAAGACAGUACUGAAGCAGAUAUCUCCAAGGAAACACAAAAAGAGAAAAGACGAGACAGUGUUCAAGUUAAUAUUUGUCCUUGGGAAACUGAUGUCCCCGAAGAACCAGAAAAGAUGAAAAAGCAAGACAGUGUUGGGGCAGAUGUUUGUGUAUGUGAAACUGGUCCAGCUGAAGAGUCAGAAAAUACUCAAAUCCAGGACAGCACCAAGGCAGACAUUUGUCCAUGGGAGACCAGGGAUCCUAUAGAACCAGAGAAGAUAAAAAAGCAAGAAAGUGUUCGAGAAGACGUUUGCUCAUGGGAAACUGAUGAACCAGAAAAGUCUGCAGAGAAAGAGGAAACUAUCCUUGCCAGCGGCAGACAGUACGUCACAGAGACCCAGGGUGCACUCUCUAUGGAACAGGGUGACGCUGCAGAACCUGCAGCCGGCAGCCCACAGGGUGCAGAGGCAGCCAAAGCUAACGUGCCCCUGGCUCGGCGUGAUGCUAUGUGCCCUUGGGAGAUGGAAGAGACCAAACCACCAUCAUCCCCCUCAUCCAUCACAGAACACGACAAUAACUCUGACAUUUUUACAUGGGAUCCUGAAAACAUUCCUGAAGAGGAAGAGGAGGAAGACGAUGCCGAAAGUGCUGCAGAAGCCUUCGUCUUCCCAUCCGACUUGUAAAUGCCAGGCCUGUCAGUUACUGGCUGGAACAAGAAUUUCUCAAGUGUGUGGUUACACCUGAUUCACUGACUGGGUCACUGUGCAAAGAUGCCCUAUAGCAGGGGGGGUAAUGAAUCGGACAUGACCUCUGCACUCCUGAAUGUAGCAAAGGCGCCCUGGACUGUCCAUCCAUAACACUCCCCAGAAAGACACUGCUUCACAAGCAAUACACCCCUGGGCCAGGAUCUGCAAAUGCUCUUCCACCAGAGGUACAUCCCCCCCCCAUCCGGAUGCAGUCCCUCUUCUUCUUUCCACUUUGACCCAAUUUUAGAUAAUGAAUAUUGUUUUUUUGUGUCUCUUUGUGUGUUUAUAAGUGACAACGUGCUCUUCUGUAAUCACACAGUUAAAACCCCAUCGCCAUGGCUAUAAAAGGUUGACAAUGUGUUUAAAAAAAUAACAGCCCGAGCCUUACAAAGCUGGCGAUAACUCCUUAUAGACACACGGGGAAAUAAUCUACACUAGCUCCUUCAGCUUAACUGGGAAGCACAUCCAGCAUUUUUGUAAAUCACUGAUUACAAUGGUGGUGAUGCAUGUCCUUUUGUUGCCUGCUAUAAACACAUUCCAAAUACUUUAAGGACAGCUUUCCAGCUGUAAUAUAAAUCUGUGCUUUUUCAAAGUCAAUUGUGUCAAUUAGACAGUCGUGGCUACAAGGACAUCAAAUGUAACGUCCUGUAGAUCAACAUGAUCACGUCCCCACAGGCACAGUGCUAAUAUUAAUAAUAUAAUACAUCGAACUUUAACAGAGAACUUAAAAUCGUUCUAAUUCAAUACUGAUUGAGCUAUAAUCUGUUAUUUUGAAUAAUUUACAAUAGCAAUUUUAUUAGCGGAAUAAUAAAUAUAUAUUUAAAAAAACUACGUGUGUGCAUUUUGAGGAUGCACGACCCAAACUUUUUUCACAUUCUUUUUUUUAAGCAUACAACUCAACUUGGAAACAGUUGCCCUAAAAACAACUGCACCUCAGUAUAGUCCCGCUAAAACUGUACAUAAGGCCCUUGUCAUUGAUUUAUUCACCAUUUCCAUGCUUUAUUUACCAAAUGUAUCCAUCCAUAUUUGCCACAUCUCCUCAUUCAGUGAAAAUGAAAAUUUUGUGCAGUGGUGAUAUCGUCUUCAUGCUUUGCCUCGUGUUAUCCGCAAUGGACCAACUUCGUUUUGUGAGUGUUUUUUUGAUGCAUGAAUGGGUGUGCUGUCUUUUUGUUAAAUAGAAUCAAAUACCAUCAUCAUUACACAAUGCAUCCUUUUUGUAUGCAUGUUGAAAAUU
This is a messenger RNA of Oncorhynchus masou masou (cherry salmon), 6742 nucleotides long. Its product is annotated as metabotropic glycine receptor-like. The record is from RefSeq and is a predicted model, not a curated record. Gene Ontology annotation, biological process: G protein-coupled receptor signaling pathway. Gene Ontology annotation, molecular function: G protein-coupled receptor activity. NCBI's taxonomy places the organism in Eukaryota, Metazoa, Chordata, Actinopteri, Salmoniformes, Salmonidae. Gene Ontology annotation, cellular component: membrane.